GAGAGAAAUCGACCAGCAAGCUUCCAUACGACAUCUGCCCGCGGAAUAGCCAACUACACUAGUCUGAAUUCAGCGAGAUGACAUCUUCAAUGGAGAGCAACAUCUCUGCUCCCUGGAUGGACAGAGCUUGGAUCCAGGAAGUCCUGCGAGACGUGGAGAUGGAUCCAUCCUUGUCAGUCACCGACUGCCACGUGACAGAUGCCAGCAGCAAGGGCGACCACUAUCUCAGCGAGAUGCAAAGAAUCACUGUUCACCUGCAGCGCGCCGGCUGCACGAACAGCAGAAUGUCUCUGAUCGUGAAGAACCUUCCAGCAGGAGAAGAGAUGCGGAAGCAACUCGCUUGUUCCACCGCGUUCCCGAACGAGAUCAAAUUCUUCAGCCAGAUUUUGCCCAAAUUUGAAGCCAUCCUGGAAAGCGCAGCUGCGGGUUGUUUCAAACCGCUCGCGGCCAGACACAUCCACUCCCGGGAUACCGUUCCGUACUUCCUGGUCGUCACCGACUUGGCCCCUGAAGGUUUCAGGAUGGCGGCGAGACAGCGAGGUCUGGAGCUCGACCACUGCUUGCUUGCCAUGAAGGCACUAGCAAGGCUGCACGCUGCGUCAGUUGCUCUGCGGGACAGCGACCCGCUGCUCGUCGAGUCCAUGAAGGAGAACAUUUUCUCAGAAGAACCACCGUCUGGCAUCCUGCAAGGUUUCUCGAAACCCAGCAUUGUUUCCAUCGCCAAACUAGUUCGGCAGUGGCCCGACGGUGGCGAGGCGACGGCCACUAAGCUGCUGGAUCUAGCCGACACGUUCUGCCAACGAUUGAGGCAACAACUUUCACCUGAAGGCAACCGCUUGAACGUGUUGAUACACGGCGACCUGUGGACCAACAACAUGCUGUUCAAGUACAACGACGUGACCGGCGGCGUGGAAGACAUCAGGCUGGUGGACUUCCAGCUGGCCAUGUACUCCUCCUGCGCCAUCGACCUGCAGUACUUCAUCCACACGAGUCCGAGAGACGAGGUGCGGGUCGCCCACACAGAGGACAUACUCCGGGAAUACCACAGAGAGCUGAGCUCCACCCUGCAACUGCUGGGGCAGGCGGGCAAGGCCGUCACCUUCCGGGAGCUGAUGGACGAGUACGAGAGGAAAGGCGUUUACGGGUUCCUCAUAUCACUGUUCGUUCUCCCGCUUUUCAUGGCAGAUUGCGAGAAUGCUGCUGAUACAGAAGUACUAAUGAGUGGGUGCAAUUACUCAGAAUCCAGCGAUGAAAGAUCUUCUAACAAAGAAUUCGUGAAAGUAAUGAAGAGGCUUUUGCCUUUGUUUGAAAAGAAAGGCUUCUUCUGACUGAUCAAAGUAUAACUUUAUUGUUAUAUUGAAUAUUUUAUUAUUCAUUUUGUUGGUAUUGUUUAUUAUAAUUGCAGGGAUGAAACAUUCAAAUAGCUUUUAAGCAUUUUUUUGGCCAGUUGGUAUUUUACAAUUAACGUGUUGUUACUGUUAUAUAAAACUAUAUUCGUAUGUAAAGUUUCUCGUCCGGUUUUUUUGCAGUAAAUUAUUUUAAUAUG
Bacillus rossius redtenbacheri is the source of this 1546-nucleotide messenger RNA. RefSeq lists its product as uncharacterized. The record is from RefSeq and is a predicted model, not a curated record. NCBI's taxonomy places the organism in Eukaryota, Metazoa, Arthropoda, Insecta, Phasmatodea, Bacillidae. The coding region runs from base 78 to 1328 and encodes 416 amino acids. The transcript is spliced from 2 exons.